UUUGCAUUAGUAAAUCCAUAAAGCAACAUAACAGAUGAGAUUAGUGACCAUCAUUUAGAACAAAAAAGAAAAUAAAAACAUUUCCAACUUUACACGCACACACACACACACACAAACAUAAGCCUCUUCAUUGUGAAAGUUUCUCCAUUUCUCCUUUUCAGACAGAAGCCAUAGUUUCAGACAGCAAAGUUCGUGAAAAUUAAGGAGAGAUGGAGGCGCAGAGCGAUCAAUCAAGGGAGGAUUCACCGCAGAGGAAAAACGGGAGAGGAAAGAUUGCAAUCAAGCGGAUCGAAAACACGACGAAUCGUCAGGUGACAUUCUGCAAACGCCGCAACGGACUGCUGAAGAAGGCCUAUGAGCUCUCUGUGCUGUGCGAUGCCGAGGUUGCUUUGGUCGUCUUCUCCACCAGAGGCCGCCUCUAUGAGUAUGCCAACAACAGUGUGAAAGCUACCAUUGAGAGGUACAAGAAGGCUUCCUCGGAUUCCUCAAAUAAUGGUUCUAUCUCUGAAGCUAACAGUCAGUACUACCAGCAAGAAUCAUCCAAGUUGCGCACGCAAAUCAAUAAUUUGCAGAACCAAAACAGGCAAGUGCUUGGGGAGGCAUUAGGAGCUUUGUCUCUCAGGGAUCUCAAGAACCUCGAGACUAAGGUCGAAAAAGGGAUUGGCAAAAUCCGCACCAAAAAGAAUGAGUUGCUGUAUGCAGAAAUUGAGUACUUGCAGAAAAGGGAGAUUGAGUUACAUCACAACAACCAGUGCCUUAGAGCAAAGAUUGCUGAGAGCAGUAGGGCCCAGGAGCACAUGAAUCUGAUGCCAGGGAGUGGUGGUUUUGAGUUUGUUGGACCACAGGCUUAUGAUGCUCCAAACUUUCUUCAAGUCAUGGGGCUCCACCCCAAUGAAGAUUAUCCCAAGCAGGAAGAACCUCAGCUUCAGUUAAUGUAAGACCACUCAUGUCUGCUGUUUUUGAACACUUUGCUUUCAUAGAAGCAACUUACUCAUGUUAAUCUACUAGUACUCUUAACUUCAACUUUGUUACUUGAUGCUUUAGGAUAUAUCUAUAAGUAGAUUUGUAGUAUCUUAUUAGUAGUUUACUAAAUAAAGUGACACAUUGAUAUUA
This is a messenger RNA of Salvia hispanica, 1113 nucleotides long. Its product is annotated as floral homeotic protein AGAMOUS-like. Gene Ontology annotation, molecular function: RNA polymerase II transcription regulatory region sequence-specific DNA binding; DNA-binding transcription factor activity; protein dimerization activity. The record is from RefSeq and is a predicted model, not a curated record. Gene Ontology annotation, biological process: positive regulation of transcription by RNA polymerase II. Gene Ontology annotation, cellular component: nucleus. NCBI's taxonomy places the organism in Eukaryota, Viridiplantae, Streptophyta, Magnoliopsida, Lamiales, Lamiaceae.